This is a messenger RNA of Gastrolobium bilobum, 754 nucleotides long. Its product is annotated as autophagy-related protein 8C-like. Gene Ontology annotation, biological process: cellular response to nitrogen starvation. The transcript has 6 exons. NCBI's taxonomy places the organism in Eukaryota, Viridiplantae, Streptophyta, Magnoliopsida, Fabales, Fabaceae. Bases 222 to 581 code for a protein of 119 amino acids. The record is from RefSeq and is a predicted model, not a curated record.
UACAGAUAAGUAUCAGUAAAAGGUUCCGUGUUCCACUCAAACAGAAAAACAACGAAGAAAAGAACAGAAAACAAAACCCUAAUUCAAAUCCAUUAUCCAUACAUCAUUAAAUUUUCCAUCUGUUUCCUUCACACGGAGACAGAGACAGAGGCUCUUUCGUUUGGCGGAGCAAAGCCAUCGAUCCUUUCGUGUUUGGGACCAAUCGCCCUCCCAAUUUCAUCAUGGCCAAAGCCUCGUUCAAGCUUCAACAUCCUUUGGAAAGAAGGCAGGCUGAAUCUGCUCGCAUUAGGGAGAAGUAUCCUGACAGGAUACCGGUAAUUGUGGAGAAAGCUGAUAGAAGUGACAUUCCAGAUAUUGAUAAGAAGAAAUACCUUGUCCCAGCUGAUUUGACUGUUGGUCAGUUUGUUUAUGUUGUCCGCAAAAGAAUUAAGCUCAGUGCAGAGAAGGCUAUUUUUGUUUUUAUCAAUAACACUCUACCUCCAACUGCCGCAUUGAUGUCUGCUAUUUAUGAGGAAAAUAAGGAUCAAGAUGGCUUUCUUUACAUGACUUACAGUGGAGAGAACACCUUUGGAUCCCACUAGGCAUAAUUUAUGAUAACCUCUGUGAAUAGUUCCUGCAAGAUGUAAAUUCUCUGCAGUCGAUUGUCAAUAUUUGGCCCACUGAGUAUUGUUAUCCUGCACUUUGAUUAUGUUCUUUAUCUUUAACUUAUGAAUAUCUAUCAAUAUAUUAAGAUUUCGUUAUCACGCAUUUGAAU